CCACUCCCUUAUCGGGGGUAGAAAUGCUCGAAGAACUACGUGAAUUCUAUAAUGUCUUUGGAAAAGGCCAAAAGAAAAGGCCUCGGCAUAAUGACGGUCCAUGGAAGAAAAGAUCCAUCUUUUUUGAAUUGCCAUAUUGGGCACAUAAUAAAUUGAGGCACAAUCUUGACAUGAUGCAUAUAAAGAAGAACAUAUGUGAUAGUUUGCUUGGGACUUUGUUAGAUAUACCUGGAAAAUCCAAGGAUCAAAAUUCUCGCUAUGACUUGCAAGAAAUGGGGAUACGCAAGGAGCUUCAACCAUUAAAAGAUGAUAAAAAAUGGAAAAGUUCAUCUAGCUAAAGCUUGUUACUCUAUGAAAUCGGAAGAAAAAAGAUUAUUUUGCACUGUCUUAAAAAAUGCCAAAUUACCAAAAGGGUGUGCCUCAAAUAUAUCACAUCGAGUGCAAGUGGAUGAGAUGAAAAUAUUAGGAUACAAGAGCCAUGAUGCUCAUUUCAUAAUGCAUUACUUGCUCCAAGUUGCGGUUAUAAAAGUGUUACCCAAGAAUGUCUCUUUGGCCUUGAUUAGGUUGGGUAAUUAUUUUAGAACCAUGUGUAGUAAGGUUGUAAAGCAAUAGGAUCUUGAUAAAAUGCAGUCUGAAAUUAUAGAUAUAGCAUGUGACCUCGAAACAAUUUUCCCGCCAACCUUUUUUGAUAUAAUGACACAUUUGCCUAUCCAUUUAGUAAAUGAAAUUAAGCUUGGCGGUCCGACUCAUUUAUGUUGGAUGUAUCCCUUAGAGAGAAACCUGUGUAAGUACAAAGCAUUUGUUCGUAAUCGAACUCAUCCAGAAGCAUCAAUAGCAGAGGGAUUUUUGGCAGAAGAGUGAUUGAACUUUUGUUCGAGAUACUUACAUGAUGGGGUGAAGACAAGAUUCAGUCGCUAUCAAACUGAGGAUGAUGAAGGCAUUCAAAUAGAGGGAGAUAAUUCUUCACCUAUAUUUCCUAAUAUAGGCCAUCCAAUCGGAAGUAAGAAUAAAAGGAAAGGCAAGACUUUUGACAUGGAUUUACAGUUAUGGUCUGAAGCACAUCGAUAUGUUUUGUUCAAUACUGGAGAUGAACAAGUUGAGGCAUUUAUCAAGUUAUAUACCAACAAGUGUUACUGAUUGUAGAUUACAAUCCAUGUAAGUUGCAUAAAGUUUAUUUUUCAAGUAAGUGGCACAAAUUAUUUCAAGUACUUAUUAUAGAUAUAAUGCUCAUGCUUUUUCUUCCUUUUUUUUGUAAUUUUCAGUGUCAUUAUUGUGUCGUCUACCUGAUUCUUCAACUAACCUUCUUCUAACCUGAUUAGCUUUGAUUGUCUUACAUAUACAGAUUUAGAUAGUUAUGGGUCAAGAAGGGUCUUCAAGAAAAAAUAAAAAAGGAAAAAGUCUGUCAUAUGUUCAAGCUGGAAGUUUGUCAUGUUUGGCAAAAAAAAGAGAAUGUCAUUUACAACAAAAGAAACUGUUCAAACUAUACGGUUAGAGAAAGAGCAUCUGUUAAAAUUAAUUGAAGAACAACCAAUAAUAGGACCACGAUCUGAAGCAAAUGAACGACAUGUAGAGGAGCAAUCUUUAGAGGAGCAAUCUGUAGAGGAGCAAAUUGUAGAUGAGCAGAUGCAAAUAGAUUCUACCACUCCUACAGCUAAUGAACAAUCUGAAGAACAAGCUUCUGGUCUUGAGACUCAAAAAAGAAAGAGAGGCAGGACACAAAUGCGUAGUGUCCAUGGCCGAAAGGUGCGUAAGGUGAUCACACUUAACAAUCUCAAUCAGCCCAUUGGUCCUUCUAAAAAAGAUGUAAGAGAGUUUGGUAGCUUCCUUGGUACAUUGGCAAGGACUGCAACCCUUUGCCCACUGGAUAUAUUGGACUGGAGGAAAAUGGACACAAAAGAUGAUUUAUGGACAUAUACCAAGUCGAAGUAUGAUAUUCCAGAUGCUGCAAAAAAUGGACUUUAUAUUCAAUUGGAAAUGCUUGGAGAAGGAAUAAAAGUCAACUGAAGAAAGAUCAUUAUGAUGCCUAUCAAAAUGAUGAUGUUCGAACGACAAAAAGGCCCGAUUAUAUACCAGAAUAUCAGUUUAAAGAACUCCUGAAAUAUUGGAGUUCUGAUAAACUACAGGUGGAGAACAUGAACAAGGAGACGAAAGUGAUGAAGAUCUGACUUAGGAGUAUUAGCUUGAUUCAUGAAGAAACUUUACAUAUGAUGUAGGAAUGUUUUGUUUUUGAACACUUUGGAAACUUAUGUGUUCCAAUUCACUGGCAAAUAUUGUUAUAUAUUUUGCUUUUUUGGAUAUUACACCUACCUGGAUUCUUAUUUUA
Messenger RNA from Nicotiana tabacum (common tobacco), 2323 nucleotides. RefSeq lists its product as uncharacterized. The record is from RefSeq and is a predicted model, not a curated record. NCBI's taxonomy places the organism in Eukaryota, Viridiplantae, Streptophyta, Magnoliopsida, Solanales, Solanaceae.